Lycium barbarum (goji berry) is the source of this 327-nucleotide messenger RNA. RefSeq lists its product as uncharacterized. The coding region runs from base 1 to 327 and encodes 108 amino acids. The record is from RefSeq and is a predicted model, not a curated record. NCBI's taxonomy places the organism in Eukaryota, Viridiplantae, Streptophyta, Magnoliopsida, Solanales, Solanaceae. The transcript has a single exon.
AUGUCAAAGAUUCAUCCAGCAUAUCAUCAUAGAAAGAUGCAAAGCAAACCUCUUGUUUACCUCAACGACGAUGAUCACGAAGAUAAUAAUAAUACUUGUCCUCCUCCUCCUCCAUCUCGGUUAAUAAUAAGUAGGCUGAGGGCUAUCUUCACAAUGUGGAAGAAAUUCAGUAUGAGUUUCCAAGGAACAGAUGGAUUUACCGUGUUUGAUAAGCAAGGCAGAUUAGUUUUCCCGGUAGACAACUAUACACCAAGGAAAAAUCGGUCCAUUGCUAGCCGAGGGAGCAGAUCUGGUGGACUUGUACUCAUGGAUGCACAUGGUAAAUGA